Messenger RNA from Styela clava, 1299 nucleotides. Its product is annotated as C-type lectin lectoxin-Enh5-like. The record is from RefSeq and is a predicted model, not a curated record. Lineage: Eukaryota; Metazoa; Chordata; Ascidiacea; Stolidobranchia; Styelidae.
GUUUUAUGUCAUACAAUAUAUAAUAAAGGUAAUCUGAAACCAAAUGGCUGUAAGAGCUGCACUUGCUUUAUUCAUUGUUUGUGGUUCAAUAUGUAUCUAUUCGGGUUUCGCAAGUAUAGAUCUUGGAUCUUGUCAUCUUUCGUGUGAUCAAAACGAGGACGGAGCAAAUGAAAAUCUUGGAUUUCCUAGAAGGGCUGUCGGCCCUCCGGGAAAAGCCGGAAAAAUCGGCCAAAAGGGAGAUCGUGGACUUCCUGGUUUACCAGGGCCUACAGGAGAACCGGGACUUCCUUGCCGUUGCUCUGAAUUUGAUGUUGUGUCAAGGAAAAUAGAAUCGCUGGAAACAAAAUUAUCUGUCUUCAAGAACUUGGUGACACAUUGGACUAAAGCUAGCAACGGUUUCUGGUAUCGACUUUUCGACGAAGCAAAGAGUUAUCCAGAUGCAAAAGAAAGCUGCUUAUCACACAAUGCUAGACUUGCUUCGGCGGGGAUAAGGGACGCAACUGUCCGGCAGGAACUACAAAAUGGAAUAUUGGCUUCAAUUUCAAACUGCUGGAUCGGACUGGAUGACGUCACACAAGAAGGACGAUUUAUUUGGUCGGAUAAUGUCGAUGACUUAACUGUUGAUCAUUCCUUAUGGUUAUCUGGAGAACCAAAUAAUGCGAAUGGAGCAGAAGAUUGCGCUGUGGUAUUUAGACAAAAUAACAGAUUGUACCUAAAUGAUGGAAACUGUCCAUAUACCACAAAGUAUUUGUGUGAAAAAAUAAAAGCAGAAAAUAUGGAGAAAUUAAUAUUAUUUAAAAUCAAAUUUUUAAAACAAAUCAUUUCAUCAUAAUAUCAUAUACCGAAACUGAAGACCGUUUUAACAUAGCAUUAAACACAAACAUUUCUCUCAAAUCAGGGCUGGAUUUCGACAAUGAGUCCUAGUCUAGGCCUAGGGUGGCGAGUCCCUGUCCCGCGGGUCACAAGCUCAUGUUUUUCCUUAGACCCGCCGAGUUACGAAUUGAUGCAAGGAACAUAGUAACAUGUAAGCAAUAAAAUCAAUAAUAAAACACGCCUUGAUUCAAUCUAACAAUAAGUGAACUAUAUCUGUAUGCAUCUCCUGACAACAAUGUUGUAACAAUGUUUAUGGCAUAACAAUAAAAUUGAUCUGUUCAUUUCUCGCAAUUUCUCUUGUUACAGCGGUUCUCUUUCGGAGAUACAUGAAUCAAAUAGGGCAGCAGAACGUUUUUAGUGUAAUUGGAACGAGCUCAUACUUUGUAGUUUAUUCCUUUCCCGCUUGCAAUGCCGUAUGGAAAACCA